Molecule: messenger RNA, 1885 nt
Organism: Eruca vesicaria subsp. sativa (arugula)
Lineage: Eukaryota; Viridiplantae; Streptophyta; Magnoliopsida; Brassicales; Brassicaceae
Source: the annotation of a GenBank genome assembly
GAGUUGAUCUGGGGGGUGUUUUGUUAGAAGAAAAUUUAUGGGAUAGAAAAAAAAAACUGAGGAACAUGAAAGUAUUAACUUGCAAUAAUAACUCAGAUGCAAGUUUACCUCCACAAACGUCACUGUCAUAUUCCAUUUGUGUCGUUCAGACAUGACAAUCAAGAUUCGUUUGUAAGUAAAUAUCUAACUGAAAAUAAAAUAAUAAUAAUAAUAAAAUAAAUAAACUCAAUCUCCCUCCUUGUCCAGAGACAACUGAGAAUUUAACACUACAAAAGAUGAAUAGUUUCGCUCUCCGUUCCCUCUCAACCACCGCUUCUUCAUCACUCUCCCAUCUCUCUCUCCACCGUUCAUCAUUCUCACUUCCUCACCCUUCGAUCUCCCUUCACACCUCAUCCACAACCGUCCCAUCACUCUCCAUCUCCUCUCCUCGACUCGCUCCACGCGCCACCGCCUCCCCGGAGACACAGAGCAACCCUCAAGGAGCUAAGUUAACACCUCUCGCAAUCUCCAUCUCAAUAGGUCUCAUCGUCCGCUUCUUAAUCCCAAGACCCGAACAAGUGACGUCACAAGGAUGGCAACUACUCUCAAUCUUCCUCUCCACCAUCUCAGGCCUCGUACUCGGCCCACUUCCCGUCGGGGCAUGGGCCUUUAUCGGCCUAACCGCUUCCAUCGUCACCAAAACGCUUUCUUUCUCAACGGCUUUCGCGGCUUUCACCAAUGAGCUUAUUUGGCUUAUCGCCAUCUCGUUCUUCUUCGCUCGUGGGUUUAUAAAGACGGGUCUUGGAGACAGGAUCGCUACUUACUUCGUGAAGUGGCUUGGGAGAAGCACUCUUGGUUUGUCGUAUGGUUUAGUGUUAUGUGAAACGUUUAUGGGUUUGAUAAUGCCGUCUACGAUGGCUAGAGCGGGUGGGGUUUUCUUGCCUGUGAUUAAGUCUUUGUCUCUCUCUGCCGGGAGUAAACCUGGUGACUCGUCUUCGAGGAAACUUGGUGCUUUUUUGAUUCAGACUCAAUUGCAGUGUGCAGGGACUUCUGGUGCGCUUCUCCUCACAUCAGCUGCACAAAACUUGCUAUGUCUCAAACUAGCUAGAGAAGUUGGUGUGGUUCUCACAAACCCAUGGGUCUCUUGGUUUAAAGCCGCGAGUGUUCCUGCCUUUGCGUCCCUUCUUUGCACACCUCUCAUCAUCUACAAGCUUUACCCUCCUGAGCUGAAACACACACCGGAAGCUCCUGCUGAAGCUGCAAAGAAGCUGGAACGGUUAGGUCCCAUCACUAAAAAUGAAUGGAUCAUGCUUGGUGCAAUGGCCUUCACCGUCUCUCUUUGGGUUUUCGGAGAAGCAAUAGGAGUAUCUAGUGUUGUAUCCGCGAUGAUUGGUCUAUCAACGUUACUACUAUUGGGAGUCAUAAACUGGAAUGAUUGUCUAAGCGACAAGUCAGCUUGGGACUCGCUGACUUGGUUUGCCGUUUUGAUCGGUAUGGCUGGACAACUAACAAACCUAGGGGUCGUCGCUUGGAUGUCGGAUUGUGUGGCUAAGGUGCUACAAUCACUCUCCCUGACUUGGCCUGCUUCGUUAGUUAUCCUUCAGGCUUCUUAUCUCAUGCUCCAUUACGUGUUCGCAAGCCAAACGGCUCAAGCCGGUGCUCUCUAUCCAGCUUUCUUGGCCAUGCAUAUUGCUGCUGGUGUUCCCGGGGUUUUAGCAGCUCUUUGCUUGGCUUUCAAUAACGUUCUUUCUGGUGCAUUGGCUCAUUAUAGUAGUGGACCAGCUGCUUUAUACUAUGGAGGUUUGUUCUCUUUCUCUUGUCUAGUUGUCUCAUUUUUUUCUUAAGUCAUUGAACAUUUAUAUAAUAUUCUCUUACAUAUUUUUAUUUUGGAUUCGCAGCUGGCUAC